Messenger RNA from Ilyonectria robusta, 1712 nucleotides. RefSeq names its product Six-hairpin glycosidase-like protein. The record is from RefSeq and is a predicted model, not a curated record. NCBI's taxonomy places the organism in Eukaryota, Fungi, Ascomycota, Sordariomycetes, Hypocreales, Nectriaceae. Gene Ontology annotation, biological process: carbohydrate metabolic process. The transcript has a single exon. The coding region runs from base 483 to 1601 and encodes 372 amino acids.
CCGGCCAUGACUUAAUCGCUGAAGCUCCGCAUGGUCCCAAACCUUGAUGCCUUUAGAGGCUAGCCGAGAGCCCUCCGCGCAUGCAUCUCUCCGCCCCCACCCCCACCCCCACAGCGCUGGAGAUGCGGAGAAGGCUGUGGAGUUGUGUGGAGUUGUGGGACGCCAGUCAGGCAUCGAAGAGAUGAAAACUGACAAGACGGAUGGGCAACGAGAGUGGCAUCUCGGUCUACUUCGGACCGAAACAAGGCCAUCAUGCACCGAGGUGGCCAGGUGUUCAAGUGAUCCAGGGUACCCACCAGUACAUGCCCCGCGGCGACAUGCCCCUUUAAGUUGCCAUACCGCUCGCGGACGACUCUCACCAACCCUGACUCUCCCAGCCGAAGGACCGAAACCUGGGAAGAAGACACGCUCUUGAUUCGCGCUGCUCCACGCCCUACACACGUCUCUUCCAUAUCUAGCCCGUUUAGCUUUUGCCCUGCGUCAUGCCGACCCACGUCCACGGCAUCGCGGCGGACCACAUCCACCGCCAGGUCCGCCAGCUGAUCCACGAGCUGGUCAACAUAAAAGACACGACGGGCGAGUUCUUGAUGACGCUCGCCGACGGCCAGGUCAUCGACACCAAGGGCUGGAACGACUGGGAGUGGACGCACGGCAUCGGGCUGUACGGCAUCUGGAAGUACUACGAGCUCACCGGCGAGGAUGAGUUCCUCAAGAUCAUCGAGGACUGGUUCCAGGCGCGGUUCAAGGAGGGCCACAAGGGCAAGAACAUCAACACCAUGGCCGUCUUCCUGACGCUGGCCUUUGUCUACGAGAAGACGGGCAACCCGACCUACCUGCCGUGGCUCGACAGCUGGGCCGAGUGGGCGUACCACGACCUGCCGCGCACCAAGUACGGCGGCAUGCAGCACAUCACCUACCUCGAGGUCAACGAGCAGCAGCUGUGGGACGACACGCUGAUGAUGACGGUGAUGCCGCUGGCCAAGAUCGGCGUGCUGCUCAACCGCCCGCACUACGUCGCCGAGGCCAAGCGGCAGUUCCUCCUCCACGUGCAGUACCUGUUCGACACCAAGACGGGCCUGUUCUUCCACGGCUGGACGUUCAAGGAGGGCGGGCACAACUUCGCCGACGCGCGCUGGGGCCGCGGCAACAGCUGGGUGACGAUUGUCAUCCCCGAGUUCGUCGAGCUGCUGGGCCUCACCGACGAGGACCCCAUCCGCGCGCACCUCCUCAACACGCUCAGCAGCCAGUGCGAGGCGCUGUCGAAGCUGCAGCUGGACAACGGGCUGUGGCGCACGCUGCUGGACGUGCCCGAGGAGGAGGGCUCGUACGUCGAGGCCAGCGCCACGGCCGGCUUCGCGUACGGCAUCCUCAAGGCGGAGCGCCGCAAGUACAUUGGCAAGGAGUACUCGGCGGUGGCCGUCAAGGCCAUCAAGGCGGUGCUGGACAACAUUAGCCCCGAGGGCGAGCUGCUCAACACGUCGUUUGGCACGGGCAUGGGGCACGACCUGCAGCACUACAAGGACAUUCCGCGGACGAGCAUGCCGUACGGCCAGGCCAUGGCCAUGAUGGCGCUGGUGGAGUUUCUACGGGCGUUUGUGUAGGGUAGGAUAAUGGGACGGGUAUGAAAUGACGGACAAGGACAAAACUGCCGGCUGCAGAACACUGUACAGAACAGGGUGUAGAGGCUGAAUGAAUGCGAUGAAGUGAAUGAG